This is a messenger RNA of Peronospora farinosa, 858 nucleotides long. NCBI's taxonomy places the organism in Eukaryota, Oomycota, Peronosporomycetes, Peronosporales, Peronosporaceae. The record is from the annotation of a GenBank genome assembly.
AUGAAAAAGCCUGGCGAGUCCAGCGUAGUCCAGUUCUCCUACACGAAGGUGCUUAUCUUUUUUGUUACGCUGGUCGCAUACUCGACGAAGAGCGUAACCGCUGCAGCGUCGACGCCUGAAGAAGUUGUAGGCAGACCACCCGAUUUGAAUGCGCGGAGUGCGUCAUUCGCCUCCCUCCCGGUCCAGCGGUAUCUGAGGUCAACGAGUGACAAGAUAAGUCAUUCCGAAGAGAGGGCGGGCUGGACAAGUUAUCAAGCCGCCCUGGCGUCAAAGCUCCAAACGGGUUGGACAGAUUUAAAGCCACUCCCGACAAGGAUGAUGAAGUGGCUGCGAAUGAAACGCUGGGAUAUUGCCUUUACGUACUGGAAGCUCCACAAGCAAGAGCCCAUGACACUUUUUGAGAACCCUAUCUUUCUUAAAUUUGUCGGUCUCGUUGAGUCGAAGUACCCAGGAAACAUUGACAAGCAAGCGGACAGGAUUUACGCGGUUCUUGCAAGUCAUUACAAACCUGACAAGCUGGUAGAUAUUCUAGCUGUGGGGUUGGACAGCAAGAAGAAAACGUUAGCCGGAUUAAUGCUGACUGCUCAGGUCACGAGCUGGAUUGAUAAGAAAAUACCUGGGCAAGAGGUUUUUGAGCUUUUGAAGCUCGGUAAGAUAAACGACGGAAAGCUCUUUGCAGGCCAAGCUUUUUUGCAGUUCACGUCGUUCAUCGCGAGAAGCUACGAUCGUCCAGAGUCAUAUGAUGUGCUGUAUGAGAUGUUGUAUUUUAAUUACGGAGAUAGUAUGUGGAGGCUGCUUAAAGAAUCAAAGAGCGUCAAUCCGAGCCCUGCCGUAACCGACCUGCUAACGAGGCGUUGA